Messenger RNA from Vicia faba (fava bean), 648 nucleotides. The record is from the annotation of a GenBank genome assembly. NCBI's taxonomy places the organism in Eukaryota, Viridiplantae, Streptophyta, Magnoliopsida, Fabales, Fabaceae.
AUGGCCUCACCAACUUCAUUUUACUUCCUCUCUUUGAUUAUUUUUCUUUUGAUGAACAUGAAUCCAUCUCAAUCUCAUUCUUCUGAGUUGAAAAAUAGUGCAAAUGAUGUUGUCCAAGUUUCUUUGUAUUAUGAAUCUUUGUGUCCAUAUAGCAAAGAUUUCAUUUUGAAAAGUCUUCAGAAUUUCAUUAAACUAGAUGUCAUGUCUGUUGUUAGCCUCCGUUUGGUUCCCUAUGGCAAUGCUGAUACAAGUCAAAAUGGAACCGUUUCUUGCCAGCAUGGUCCUGAUGAAUGCUACUAUAACAUCAUAGAAGCAUGUGCUAUUGAAGCUUGGUCAAUGAAACUUAGCUUGCCAUUCAUCUUUUGUGUUGAGAAUGGUUUAUUUACAAGUAGAACCCCAAAUUUAUGGCAAUCAUGCUCCAACAGUCUUAGAUUGGACUCAAAACUCAUUCAAAAUUGUUAUUCAAGUGGACAUGGAAAUCAGCUUCAUAUACGCAAUGGUAAAGAAACAAAUGGACUAAACCCACCUCUUAGUCACACACCUUGGCUUGUUGUGAAUGGCCAAAAUGUAGUUGCUAAUGAUGAUCUUGCAAUUUAUGUGUGCAAUGCCUACAAGGGUCCUAUAAAAUUCAAAGCUUGUCAAAGAUGA